Messenger RNA from Cetraspora pellucida, 1005 nucleotides. The record is from the annotation of a GenBank genome assembly. NCBI's taxonomy places the organism in Eukaryota, Fungi, Glomeromycota, Glomeromycetes, Diversisporales, Gigasporaceae.
AUGAGCUCAACACUCAAAAGUGUUGUGAUUGAAGCGAAUUGGCCAACCAGAAGAUCAGAUCGUCGAGGCCAAACGGCAACAACGUCGACACGAUUUAAGAAUGACUUAUACGAAGGCUCGGCUCGCAAGAGCCUAUGUGCUAGAGUGAAUAUGUUUUCAUUAAGAUUGUCUAACAUUCAAUUGGAUACAUUAGAACCGUUUCACCAGAAUUUUUCCUUGGACGAUAAGACUAUACAAUAUCCAUUCGCUGAGCAUGAAAGAGUGCCAAUGUGGCUUGCUGCUAUAAUCGAUAUUGUUAUUCCAUAUAUCAUAAUAGCAGUUUGCUCUUUGAUGCAAAAGAAUUUACAUGACUGGCAUCAUGCUUCGUUAGGUUUAAUUUUAUGUCUCACGCUAACACUGGCAGUGACCGAUUUCUUUAAGACUUUCGUCGGACGUCCUCGACCAGAUUUCAUUAACAGGUGUGAUCCAUUACCUGGGUCUGUCGAUGCCAAGCCAUUCGGACUUAGCAAUUCGAGUAUUUGUCAACAACCUGAUCAAGGUAUUAUGAAAGAUGGUUUCAAAAGCUUUAUAUCUGGUCAUUCUUCAAUUUCAUUUGCUGGAUUGGGAUUUUUAACAUUUUAUUUGGCUGGCAAAUUGCAUGUAUUCGAUAGAAAAGGACAUGCAUAUAAAAGUUUUGCCGUAUUUAUUCCAUUAGGUGUUGCAGCAUACAUCGCAGUAACACGAAUUGAAGAUUGCCGUCAUCACUGGCAAGACGUUGUAACCGGUGGAUUGAUUGGUUUUUUUUUGGCGCUCUUUGCAUAUCAUCAGUAUUAUCCUCCUUUAUAUUCGUACAAUGCCGGUGCACCUUUGCCAGUUCGAUUAAGGUCCUAUGCUCCAGAACACAGAGCAGAGUUCACUUUUAAUGAUGGAGCAACUUUCGAAGUCCAUGUUGUUCGAAAUGAUGGUUCUUCUGUUUUACAAGACAUAAAGACAUUGCAAAGUGCCAUCAACAAUGAUGAUAAUGAA